GACCCAGUGGGUUUCUUUCUUAUUAAUCUGAUCCAACAGAUAAGAGUUCAGCUCGCAUGGCUCUUAGCUAUCUCACAAAACUCAAGAAACGCACUGUUACUCUGACCCUUUCGCAUUCCGAUCUCAUCCUCCACGCCCAACUUUUCCGCUUCUCCUCCCCCGCCGAUGUCCGGCCGCAAACCACCCCGCUGGGAGGAGGAGGAGGAGGAGAGGAACAAGUCCGGGUUUUUGGUGGUAGCUCUCUGCCCCUGUCUCGUUUGCUUCAUUUUACUUCUAAUUGUCGUUUCGAUUGUUCUCGUUGUCAAGUUCCACAUCUUGUGCCACACUCCUCUCCACUCUGUAUCAUCUCUCUUGUACAAGAAACACUGCAAACCCUAGCCCCGAUUCCAUGUAAAAGUAGAGGUUUUUUUGUGGUUUCUAGUGGUUGUCUGGAUUUUCCAGCUCCAAAUCCCAGUUCAGGUAGAGGUUUCUGUGCAAUUUCAGACGGGAAUUCGGAUUCUGAUGCUGAUGUUGAGUUGGAUGAUGAGAAUGUUGGGGUUUGUAAACGUGGGAAUGUGGAGACUAAGUCGGAUCCGAAAGACGUUGAUAAUGUAUGCAAGGUGAUCGAGGAAUUGUUUGCUUUGGAUCGGAACAUGGAGGCGGUUUUGGAUGAGUGUGGGGUCAAUCUAUCUCAUGAUCUAGUUGUGGAUGUGUUGGAGCGGUUCCGCCAUGCAAGGCGGCCGGCGCUUCGGUUCUUCUGCUGGGCUGGGCAGAGGCCUGGGUACGCCCAUGACUCGAGGACAUACAAUAAGAUGAUGUUGAUACUUGGGAAGGCGAGGCAAUUCGAGACAAUGGUGGCAGUGCUUGAAGAGAUGGGUGAGAGAGGCCUACUCACAAUGGAGACAUUUGAGAUUGCAAUUAAAGCCUUUGCCGAGGCACGGGAGAGGAAGAAGGCGGUUGGGAUGUUCGAGCUGAUGAAGAAGUAUAAUUUUAGAAUUGGGGUGGAUACCGUCAACUGUUUGCUUGAUGCUCUAGGGAGAGCAAAACUUGGGAAGGAAGGUCAACUUUUGUUUGAGAAGUUGAAAGGGCGAUUCACACCAAAUUUGCGAACCUACACAGUGUUGCUAAAUGGGUGGUGCAGAGUGAAGAAUCUAAUGGAGGCGGGGAGGGUGUGGAAUGAGAUGAUUGAUAAAGGUUUUAAACCUGAUAUCGUGGCCCAUCACACAAUGCUCGAAGGGUUGGUAAGGUGUAAAAAGAAGUCUGAUGCUAUAAAGUUGUUUGAGGUCAUGAAGGCCAAGGGCCCAAGUCCUAAUGCUCGAAGCUAUACAAUCUUGAUCAGGGACUUGUGCAAGCAGAUGAAGAUGAAAGAAGCCGUUGAAUAUUUUGAGGAGAUGAUUGAUUCUGGAUGUGAACCAGAUGCUGCUGUUUACACAUGUUUGAUUACAGGGUUUGGGAAUCGAAGGAAGGUGGACAAAGUUUAUGGAUUGUUGAAGGAGAUGAAAGAAAAAGGAUGUCCGCCAGAUGCCCAAACCUACAAUGCCUUGAUUAAAUUGAUGACAAAUAGGCAAAUGCCUGAUGAUGCAGUUAGGAUCUAUAAAAAGAUGAUUGGCAGUGGUUUACAACCAACAAUCCACACUUACAAUAUGAUGAUGAAAUCCUACUUCCAGACAAAAAACUAUGAGAUGGGUCUUGCAGUUUGGGAGGAGAUGAUUCAGAAGGGUUGUUGUCCAGAUGAUAAUUCUUAUAUUGUUCUUAUUGGAGGGCUCAUAAGGCAAGGAAGACCGGAGGAGGCUUGUAGAUAUCUGGAGGAAAUGAUAGAGAAAGGUAUGAAAGCUCCUCAAAUUGAUUACAACAAGUUUGCUGCUGAUUUCUCUAGAGCAGGCAGACCUGACAUACUAGAGGAGUUGGCCCAAAAGAUGAAGUUCUCAGGAAAGUUUGAGGUCUCAAAUGCAUUUGCAAAGCGGGCUGAGAUGAUGAAGAAAAGGGUUAAGAGAAGAGAUCAUGUUUGAAAAUGGUUAGCCAUGGGCCUUGAUGCUGAUGAGUUUGGCUGAAUACUAUACUAUUUCUAUGUGGAACAGGAAAUUUGGCUACUGAUUGUGUUCUUCUUCUACGCAUGUACACUUCAGAUGUUUGAGUUGUAUAUUUUUAGUUACAUUCUUUAUUUCAGUUACUUGAAUCUCUACUCAAAUUUCAUCGAGAUGUUCUGCCAAAUGCUGUCUUAUGAAACAUGUGUCACGAUUUCUUGCCACUCCAGAUGUUUCUAUAGAUGCUUCUUCAUUAAACAUGAAUGAUUUUGUCUUUCAAUGUCAAA
This is a messenger RNA of Diospyros lotus (date-plum), 2290 nucleotides long. Its product is annotated as pentatricopeptide repeat-containing protein At3g62470, mitochondrial-like. The transcript has a single exon. The record is from RefSeq and is a predicted model, not a curated record. The coding region runs from base 57 to 1988 and encodes 643 amino acids. Gene Ontology annotation, molecular function: protein binding. Lineage: Eukaryota; Viridiplantae; Streptophyta; Magnoliopsida; Ericales; Ebenaceae.